AUGGACAGUAAGGUAAUUAAGCCUCGUCGUUUCUACUUGAUUGAUGAGUUGGAAGCUGGGCAAAAGGGUUCAAACGAUGGAACAAUUAGUUGGGGCCUUGAAAACAUUGGAGAUUUUUCCCUCACAAAUUGGAACGGCAUGAUCGUUGGACCAGCCAAAACCCCAUAUCAGAACAAAAUGUACAAUUUACAAAUCAUUUGUGGCGAAGAGUACCCAGACAAGCCUCCCGAAGUGAGAUUCAUUACACGAAUUAAUAUGGAUGGAGUUGACAGUACUGGCCAGGUUGACAACGUCAAGGUGCCAUCUCUUCGAAACUGGCGCCGUGGCAUGUUGAUUCGCAACGUUCUCUUCGAUCUACGAACUAUGAUGGCUCAGAAAGAAAACUCCAAACUGUCCCAACCGCCGGAUGGCUCGUGCUACUAG
Molecule: messenger RNA, 423 nt
Organism: Mesocestoides corti
Lineage: Eukaryota; Metazoa; Platyhelminthes; Cestoda; Cyclophyllidea; Mesocestoididae
Source: the annotation of a GenBank genome assembly